AUGCCUGGCCGUGGUCCAAUCCCAAACCAGAUAAAUCCUCCACAGCAAAUGGGCCAACCCCUUUACAAUACACCACCACAGGCACACAGUGCGAAUAUAGAAAAUGUUCGCAAGCGUACUUCAACUUCACUAAUGGGUGCAUCUUCGCGGGCAUCUGCCACAUAUCCACGAAAAAGAGCUCUUACUGCGUGCGACACUUGUCGUUUGAAGAAGAUCAAGUGUGACAAUGUCAGGCCGCGAUGCGGGUCUUGUGUCAAGAACGGCAACAUGAACUGUCACUACCGUACCGAUGAUCAGCAGAAAGACUAUUCAAGCUAUGAUCCAGCGUCAUUAAACAUCUUGACCAAGUUGGAUGUGAUUCUCCGCGACUUGCGCGAUCUCAAAAAUGUCAACGGACUUGAAUCUUCGACUCCAGAAGAACUUGGCCCAGGCUCAGGUCCUGGCCCAGGUUCAGGUACUACUGCGUCCGGCUCAGGAUCGGGUUCCGCUUCAAAAAGAAGACAAUACGGUUCAGAACAUCGAGAGUUUCAUUUCGACAACUGCAUCUGGGACAUGUCGAUAACCUCGAUCUUGAGGUGGAAGUACUUCAUCAAAUGCUUUGGUGAUACACCAGAAGAAACCGAUAGAGUAUCCAACAGUCUCAUUAAAAUGUACAAUCGGUCGAUUGUCGCCGUUAAUCGUAACGGAACUCUAGAAUCACGACUCCUCAGGACCAAAUCUCUUGAGGGGUUGUUGAGCAAGAACUUUUCCAAUAUCGUCAACUCAUUCUUUGUAAAUUGCCACUCCAAGAUCCCAAUCUUGGACACCUUGGAGUUGUUCGAGUCCUUAGAGAUCUACAAAUGCUUGACUUCUCAUUAUAAACUGUUCAGUUUCAUCCAGAUAUUGGAGUCUUACGAUCUGGAAAAUCCAGAAUCUGACCAGCUUCCACGAGUUGUGCUUGAUGCUCUUAGAGCAAACAACUUGGAAGAUACGCCUUUCCGUCGUAGAGCAUUUAAGACGUUGUGUCUUUCUGUUCCCAACAUCAUAGUGAUUUGUGCUCUCGGAGUAGUUUCCACUCCAGUGCAAUUGGAGAAUUUGACUAAAUUCGACAGCUCUAUAGAAGAGAGAAAGUCCAUCGCCAUAGGCUGCCUUUCAGACUCCAGUGCCUUCAAUGGCGUUCAAGACGUGAGACGCGACAGACUCGAAAUCUCAAUUCUCUUGAUCAGAUAUGCGGAGUUGUUACGCACUGCAUUUCCCUUCACCGUUGACCAGAGUUCCUUAAGAGCAGUCGAGUUCCAUCUUCUUUUGAACCAGUACUACUUAUAUACCAUGACUCCAUUAUUGGCGUACAGACAUAUCUCAACCGCAUGCCAGCAUAUGAUGUACUAUAUCAACAUGAGGAGGGGUGAUCCAAUUAAUACCGAUAAUGCCUUGGGUGCAUCGAAAAAGGAAAUGAUAGAUCGUCUCUUCUGGUCUUGCUUGAAGUUGGAGUGUGAGUUGAGAGUGGAACUAUCACCGUAUGUACCCGUAUCUGGCAUCACACAACAAGUGCCUCCAACUUCUUUCCCCAAGAUUCCUGAUCCUUUAUCUGAUGAAAUAAAACUGAAUCACAGCGAAGCAUGCAUUAAGCUCGCCAACAAAUAUGAAGAUGAAUAUUCCUGGUACUAUUUUCUCACUGAAAUUGCAGUGCGCAAGGUGGACAACAAGAUGUUUGACGAAAUAUACUCAUAUGAAAGCCGUUUGAGAAACCUUUGGGACCAGGAUAGUUUUGCUAAUGAAUCUGCAUGGAUUAUCUUCAUAAAGUAUCUAAAUCAGUACAACGGGAUCAUCAAUUCAUUGAGUCCCCAAAUUAGAAACUUUGUUCUCCAAGAAAUUAACGUCGAUCAAAUCCACAGACGUAUGAAGAAGAAGUAUGAGAAAAAACAACUGAAUAUUAGCAGUGAUGCCGAUGUGUUUGACACAUUAGACGAUUUUUUGAUAGACGAUGACCUCUUGAUUCGAGCCCAAUCCGAAUCAAUCAUGUUCAUAAAGACAAGAAUUAUAACCUCCAAGUUAUUGUUGUUCCGCCCUAUCAUCUACUUGCUUUUAGAAGAUAAAAUCCCCAUUACCGAAUUGAUGGAAGCUGCAAUUUCAGUCAUGGGUGCACAAGCCAAUAUUACUUCUGUAUCGAUGAACAAUCUAAAUGCAAUGGAAUCUCCCGACUCAGCUGGCUCAGUUCCGAAUUCCUUUUCCGGUGAAACAAACCCCUCGGACGCAGACUUGGAGAUGGACUACUUUAAUUUGAUUAAUGCACCCUUGUUUUACCAGAGACAGUAUCCGGACGAAGAUUUCUCUAACGUGAUAGAGUACACCAACAAAGAUAAAAGUGACAAAGACGAAGACUUUGAUGACGAAAACAGUUUUUGCUUGAAAAGUCUUCCUUUGGCUCGAUCUCGGAUCUUGAGGAUCUUUUUGCAGAACUUGAUUUCUUUGCCCAAAAUGAAUAUUCCAAAAUUGGGAGCACAUAGACACCCUGGCCUGUGGUACUAUUUGAGAAAUCUUUUCAUUGGUAAUGUUUUCCAGUUCUUAUUGUACAAUAAGUUGCAAGAGAUGUUACAAGUGGCAACUGCAGACGAAGGAAUGAGAGCAUUCCUUUCGCAAGUGCCCGAGAUUUCUUCGAUGAACGAUGUUAUGGAUAUGUUCAACGUUGUAAUAAACAAAAAUGACAUAAUUGCUGGAUUCGAACAUUCGUUGAUUUUAUUUGAUUACUGGAAGGAAGAAAUGAGCGAUUGUGAAAUUUAUCUGGAUUAUAUCAAGAGGUGUAUUGAAAAGCUAGAACAAGGUACCAAAAAUUAA
Scheffersomyces stipitis CBS 6054 is the source of this 2814-nucleotide messenger RNA. It is a transcript of the gene ZCF27, whose product is annotated as Zcf27p. The coding region runs from base 1 to 2814 and encodes 937 amino acids. The record is from RefSeq and is a predicted model, not a curated record. The transcript has a single exon. Gene Ontology annotation, biological process: regulation of DNA-templated transcription. NCBI's taxonomy places the organism in Eukaryota, Fungi, Ascomycota, Pichiomycetes, Serinales, Debaryomycetaceae. Gene Ontology annotation, molecular function: zinc ion binding; DNA-binding transcription factor activity, RNA polymerase II-specific.